Molecule: messenger RNA, 579 nt
Organism: Aspergillus niger
Lineage: Eukaryota; Fungi; Ascomycota; Eurotiomycetes; Eurotiales; Aspergillaceae
Product: 60S ribosomal protein uL6
Exons: 5
Coding region: 1-579 (192 amino acids)
Biological process (GO): cytoplasmic translation
Cellular component (GO): ribosome; cytosolic large ribosomal subunit
Molecular function (GO): rRNA binding; structural constituent of ribosome
Source: RefSeq, a predicted model, not a curated record
AUGCGGUACAUUUACUCCGAGGAACGGCUGCCCAUCCCCGAGAAUGUGAAGGUUCACAUUCGCUCGCGCAUUGUGACCGUUGAGGGACCCCGAGGCAAGCUCGUCAAGGACCUCUCCCACAUUGCUGUCACCUUCGGCCGCCCCGAGAAGAAUGUCAUCUCCAUUGAGAUGCACCACGGUGUCCGCAAGGGAAUGGCUUCCCUUCGUACCGUCCGCACCCUCAUCAACAACCUGAUCAUCGGUGUCACCAAGGGCUUCAAGUACAAGAUGCGCUACGUCUACGCUCACUUUCCCAUCAACGUCAACAUUGAGAAGAACCCCGAGACCGGUCUGCACGACGUUGAGAUCAGAAACUUCUUGGGUGAGAAGUACGUCCGCCGUGUGACCGCCCAGCCUGGCGUUGAGGUCAUCACCUCUCCCAACGUCAAGGAUGAGCUCGUCCUCUCCGGUAACUCCCUGGAGGGUGUCUCCCAGAGUGCUGCCGACAUCCAGCAGAUCUGCCGUGUCCGCAACAAGGAUAUCCGUAAGUUCCUUGACGGUCUGUACGUGUCGGAGCGUGGUAACAUUGUCGAGGAGUAA